AUGACGAAGCGUGGGGCAAGAAGCCGUGAGAAGAAGGAGAAGCAACCGAGAUUUCUAGGAGGCAUCAUCCUUCCAACAGAGAAACAAAGGAAGGCGAUGGAGAAAGACGCAGCGGAUAAGGAAAGGAGAAUUUCGAAAUCCAAGUUCAAAUUAUCAACUGCUGAUAAGACUGUGGCUGGAAAAGGAAAAGCUCCUUUGAUUCAAUCUGAUGACUCUGAUAGUGAUUCGGCACCUGAAGAGCUUCCUUGUCUGAGCCACUGCUCCAAAAAGGACGGACCCGAUUUUGAUAAGCUCCAUCUCCUCAAGAGGCCUGAUCUGGGGAAGAUGUCCGUUUGGUCUUCAGAAGAGUAUGAGCAGUAUGAUGCUUACCUUAUCAUGACGUGGAAGAUUGGUGGCUGGAAUAAGAAGGACCGUGUGUAUGCGGUAAGAAAACAAACUGAAAACCUAUUCGAUAUCGUUCUCUCUCUUUGUUAUCUUCAGUCCAUCAGGGAUUACAACUCCAAAGUGGCUUGGACAGCUCGGAGAGAUUUUAAGCAAACUCUGCUGGUGCUUGGGAGAGAGCUGCCGCCUUUCACUGAGAAACCAGAUCUCUCAAAGAUGGCAUAUUGGACUCCAAAUGACUAUGGAAACUAUGAUCAAUUUCUGAUCAGGAAGUGGCAGCGAUCUGGUUGGGAUGAAAGAGACUAUGUCUAUGUGAGCAUGAGAGACCGCAGUUCUUUGGUGUCGAAGACCGCUCUUUCUCUCCGCUGA
Messenger RNA from Microthlaspi erraticum, 750 nucleotides. The record is from the annotation of a GenBank genome assembly. NCBI's taxonomy places the organism in Eukaryota, Viridiplantae, Streptophyta, Magnoliopsida, Brassicales, Brassicaceae.